Messenger RNA from Oncorhynchus tshawytscha (Chinook salmon), 2749 nucleotides. Its product is annotated as contactin-6. Bases 151 to 1428 code for a protein of 425 amino acids. The record is from RefSeq and is a predicted model, not a curated record. The transcript has 8 exons. NCBI's taxonomy places the organism in Eukaryota, Metazoa, Chordata, Actinopteri, Salmoniformes, Salmonidae.
CCAAAAGUAGUUGUCUUUUUGCAUGAAAAGGAAGGAAAUUACAGCAACUUGUGCCCUCAUGUGUCAACCACUCACUUACUUCUUGUUUUCAUACUGCCAGUGAGUUGUCUUACAAAACCUCUCCACUUUGCUCUGGUGGGUGAUGCAACAAUGGCCUUGAGAAAACCAGGAAGUGUGUUUGUGGUCUUUCUCUUGUCAAUGGCAGCAAAUACAGCAACAAGGUGUGGACAACAAAGCCAGGUGAUGGUGCCUCCCACCAACGUAGUGAAGGGACAGGAGGUGACACUGACCUGUAGCAACACCUGUACUCUGAGUGACAACCCCAACCCCACCUACAUCUGGUACAAGAAUGGACAUCGUCUAGAUAAGCACAUUUCCCAACAAUAUCGUAUCCACAUUUACUAUUCAGACAUUUACUCCUGUGCUGUAAAAGGCCAUGAGGAUCUCCUCUCUCCUGCAGUGUGUGUUUAUGGUCAGAGCUGUUUGAAUGUGACUUACACCAAGAGGAGUAUCUGUGCCUUGAAGGGGUCAACAGUGGACAUUACCUGCACGUAUAGACAUCCCAGGUGGCAUAACGUCACAGAAGUAUCCUGGUUCAACAAAUGGGAGUCUGGAGUUACUACAGAUUUAAGCCAGGACCCAGAGUAUGCAGGUCGUGUGAAGUACCAUCCAACUACAGACAAGGACUCCACCCUGAGAAUCACAGACCUGAGAGAGAGUGACUCUGCUGAAUAUAAGUUUAGAUUUACAACAACUGCGGUAAAAUGGGGAUACAGCUUCCCUGGAAUAACUCUGAUUGUCACAGACCUGCAGGUGAAGGAGACUCCUGGCACAGAGGAAGGGAAGGUGACACUGACCUGUAGCACCACCUGUACUCUAACUGACAACCCCACCUACAUCUGGUACAAGAACGGACAACUUCUCACCAACCCAAACAACCAAGACAACUACCUCUACUUAGACCAAAUCAGCAGUGGGGACGCAGGCAGCUACUCCUGUAGUGUUAAAGGCUACGAGAAUAUCCGUUCUCCUGUUACGUUCUUUGGGGAGCCAAAGUCUUUUAAGAAUGCAGUUGUAGGAAUCAUAGUGGUUAUUCUAAUUCUCAUACUCUGUCUCUUUGGGUUCAUGUGGUUCAGGAAGAAGGCCUCCAAAUCCACCUCUGACACAAGAGACAGAAGAGACACAGUAGAGAAUGGACAGAGAGACUCUAAUCCAGUGUAUGACAACAUCUCAGGCAUGGCCAUGGCCCCUAUUGCAGCACAGAGAGCGAUCACAGACGAGCAGGAUGAAAUUACCUACGCAAGCAUCCAACACAGAAACCAGGAAGUGCCUCUGGACUCCACCGUCCCACCGUCUCACCCCCAGAAACAGGACGAGGAUUUACAGUACACUACUGUGAAAUUCAACAGCCCCAGUGCUGCUCAAUAGACUUUGGGAGGGAUUCAAUCCAAUCAUAGGUUAUAGACAUUGGGAGGGAUUCAAUCCAAUCAUAGGUUACAGACAUUGGGAGGGAUUCAAUCCAAUCAUAGGUUACAGACAUUGGGAGGGAUUCAAUCCAAUCAUAGGUUAUAGACAUUGGGAGGGAUUCAAUCCAAUCAUAGGUUACAGACAUUGGGAGGGAUUCAAUCCAAUCAUAGGUUAUAGACAUUGGGAGGGAUUCAAUCCAAUCAUAGGUUAUAGACAUUGGGAGGGAUUCAAUCCAAUCAUAGGUUACAGACAUUGGGAGGGAUUCAAUCCAAUCAUAGGUUACAGACAUUGGGAGGGAUUCAAUCCAAUCAUAGGUUAUAGACAUUGGGAGGGAUUCAAUCCAAUCAUAGGUUAUAGACAUUGGGAGGGAUUCAAUCCAAUCAUAGGUUAUAGACAUUGGGAGGGAUUCAAUCCAAUCAUAGGUUAUAGACAUUGGGAGGGAUUCAAUCCAAUCAUAGGUUAUAGACAUUGGGAGGGAUUCCAUCCAAUCAUAGGUUAUAGACAUUGGGAGGGAUUCAAUCCAAUCAUAGGUUAUAGACAUUGGAAGGGAUUCAAUCCAAUCAUAGGUUACAGACAUUGGGAGGGAUUCAAUCCAAUCAUAGGUUAUAGACAUUGGGAGGGAUUCAAUCCAAUCAUAGGUUACAGACAUUGGGAGGGAUUCCAUCCAAUCAUAGGUUAUAGACAUUGGGAGGGAUUCAAUCCAAUCAUAGGUUACAGACAUUGGGAGGGAUUCAAUCCAAUCAUAGGUUAUAGACAUUGGGAGGGAUUCAAUCCCAUCAUAGGUUAUAGACAUUGGGAGGGAUUCCAUCCAAUCAUAGGUUAUAGACAUUGGGAGGGAUUCAAUCCAAUCAUAGGUUAUAGACAUUGGAAGGGAUUCAAUCCAAUCAUAGGUUACAGACAUUGGGAGGGAUUCAAUCCAAUCAUAGGUUAUAGACAUUGGGAGGGAUUCAAUCCAAUCAUAGGUUACAGACAUUGGGAGGGAUUCCAUCCAAUCAUAGGUUACAGACAUUGGGAGGGAUUCAAUCCAAUCAUAGGUUAUAGACAUUGGGAGGGAUUCAAUCCAAUCAUAGGUUAUGGACAUUGGGAGGGAUUCAAUCCAAUCAUAGGUUAUAGACAUUGGGAGGGAUUCAAUCCAAUCAUAGGUUACAGACAUUGUGGCUUUUAAUGUAAUUCUUUUUUUUAAAUGCUUUUGGAAAUUGCUAUAUAAUUCCUCAAUUCGAAUGUCUUUGAUUUCGACUUGAACUAUCUAUUUAAAUUAAAGUACAGGCCAAACUGUUCAGUC